AUGGGCGAACUUGGUGCGCUUCUCAGAGGUUGCGUCUUUCCAGCGAACUGUACGGCUGAUCUGUGUCACAAUGGUGGUACGUGUAUUCCUUUCCGGAAUGGAACGGAAGACAUUUGUGAAUGCGCACCUGGUUUCACUGGAUCCAAAUGCCAAUACGAUAUCAAUGAGUGUAUAGCGGAUAACGGUGGCUGCCAUCACGACUGUGUGAACACGAUCGGAACGUUCUACUGUAGAUGUUGGUCAGGGUUUGAGCUGGAGGAAAAUGGAAAACACUGCAAAGACAUUGACGAAUGUGCGAUCUCAAAUGGCGGAUGCUCUCACCGAUGUGUGAACUCGCCAGGUGGUCAUAGGUGCGAAUGUCCGCCUGGGAUGCAGGUGAAUUCUGGAGGAAGGAAAUGCGUUGGUGAGUUCUCGGGGCUUUCCGGCAUUUCAUUGCGACAGAAAUAA
Ostertagia ostertagi is the source of this 447-nucleotide messenger RNA. The record is from the annotation of a GenBank genome assembly. Lineage: Eukaryota; Metazoa; Nematoda; Chromadorea; Rhabditida; Trichostrongylidae.